CUGUGCUGAUUGCAGAGUUUGCAUCGUCUUCCUCCUCACUCUCACCACGUCUCCUUAUUGAGUUUUCACUCGGGCUCGGGCGGCGUACACGAGUCCGUCACCAUCUUUCCCUGUCGUCCGGAAUCUGGAGAGUUGGUGGUGGCUACGAGGACACGACGAGCCCCAGCCCCAGCCCCAUACCAUACCAUAGCAUACAGGAGUACAGGACCCUCGUCAGCAACAGUCCCGUCGCGUCGUGCGCGUGCACCUACACAACAUGCUCCUCCUCCUCCUGCUCCAUUAUUGCGCUCUCUCCUCCUCCUCCGCCAUCUCCUAAUCACCCAUCAUCUCGCCGCCUCUGCUUGCUUGCCCUUGGCCCAGCCCCCCUGGUCCUUCUCCUCCUCCUCUCCUCCCAAACCAAUCACACAGGCGAGGGCAAGGCAAACCAGCGCCUGCUCGAUUUGAUUGAUCCUUCCCCCCGCCCCCAUUUGGUUCCAUUCUUCUUCCGUGCCCAUGCCCAGCACCCUGUGAUCUGAUCCGGCCGCGCCAUUGCUCAAACCCUGGCUCCUCCAGCCGGGGCAAGGACCGGGGGAGGGAUGGAGGGGAGGCCCACGCGCCGCCGCGCCGCCGCCACCGCCACCGCCUCCAGCCCCAGCCCCGGCCGCAACAAGGUCUGGGUCGAGCCGCCGGGCAAGAGCCACCACCAGACCCCGGCGCGGUCGCCGCCCCCGGCCUCGGCCCCAGCCCCGGCGUCGCCGGGGGCGAAGAGGGUGGCAGUGGUGUACUACCUCUGCCGCAACCGCCAUCUGGAGCACCCGCACUUCAUCGAGGUGCCGCUCGCCUCCCCGGAGGAAGGCCUCUACCUGCGAGAUGUGAUUAACCGCCUCAACGUGCUGAGGGGGAAGGGCAUGGCCUCCAUGUACUCCUGGUCCUGCAAGAGGAGCUACAAGAACGGCUUCGUGUGGCACGACCUGUCCGAGGACGAUCUCGUGCUCCCCGCGCAGGGCAACGAGUACAUCCUCAAGGGCUCCGAGCUCCUUGACCGCUCGCCGCCGCCAGAUCGGCAGCAGAACGGUGCCAGCAACCCAAAGGUUGAGGGCCUCAAGCACCCCAAGGAAGAGUCCCCUCAGUCGCGAGGUUCACAAGAAGGAUGCUCCUCCUCAUCAUCUCCGUCUGCCGUCGUCAAAGAUAUCUCACCUCCGCCCGCUACUCCACGGCCACAGCAACAGGGACAGUCAACAUUGCUGCCAUCAUCGUCGGCUUCGACCAACCACGAGGAUGAGCAAUGCCGGACUACGCAUUCAGGCUCAUCAGGCAACCAGUCCCCUGAACCUGCAGGGAGAAAUGCUCCAUUAUCAGAGGCAAGCUCCCCAGGACCUUCGGAGUACAGAGUCUGCAAACCCGUCGGAGCUCAGGACGCUGCCACGCAAACAGAUGAUAGUGAGAGAUAUGUUCCUGAGAAGGAUACUCGUGUGACGGGAAUGUCCAUGGAGGCUGGUACAUCAGAUGCUGAGAUUCAAGAAUGCCAUGAAAGGAGCUCAUUGGUAUCGCCAGAGGGACCUGAAAUCGUUCGAGAAUCGCCAGGGGUAUGUUCUUCUGAUGCUUCGCCAGGUGGCAGAGUUGAGACCUUGGAGUCCCUGAUAAGAGCGGAAGCCAGUAGGAGAAGUAGCUUUAGAACACUAGAGGAGGAACAUAUGUUUGGCCCGAUGGGUGUGAAACUCAAGCCAGCCAAUUUGCUAAUGCAGCUUAUCACUUGUGGAUCUAUAUCUGUGAAAGAACACCGAGGCUUUGGGAUCAUCCCAACCUACAGGCCUAGGUUUACACAAGUUGAGUUCCCUUCUCCAGUGUUCUCUACUCCCGUGGCAUUGCGACACCUUGACAAAAUCCCUUGUAACGCAAGAACAAUCGGGAUGAGAGCUCCAGAGUCUGAAUGUUUCAGCGGGAGCUUGGUCGAGACCAAGAAGCAGGAUGAGUCUGGGAGAGGAAUCAGCGCACUCAAACGCUCAUCAUCUUAUGAUGAGGAUAGGGUUUAUAGAGAAGCACAUUCCAAAAGUGAUACAGAAAGCUCUGUUGAGUCAGGCAGUUUCAGGUGUCUCCCACAGACUAUCAGAAUUAUAUCAUGUAAGCAAUCGAGAAAUGGAACAAUACUCUCCCCUGUCUCUGACGUCAGGAACAGCUCUAGUCGACAAGAAUAUAGUGCUAGAUCCUCGCCACUGGGUUCAUCAAAGAGUGCAAGCAAUAGGAUGACUGAUCCAUCACUAGGUAAACUAUCCUCUGCGAGAAUAGAGUCAUUCCACGAGGAGAAGGACCUGAUCAAGAUCGAAGAAAGGCUUCCUUCUGGAGCUCGGGUUAUAAUCCAAUCUGUACCUUUGUGUGAAGAAAGUGAUGACAGCAAUGAAUCACUGUAAGGGGACGUGUUACAUAUAUUUUUUUUCUUAUUUUUUUUUGUUUCAUUUUGCUGAGAACGACGUUCGUUGGAAGUUGGUGUGCGUGUAUCAUAGCUGUUGGAGUAGGUUCAAAGGUAUUCAUUUUGUGACCUGUGUGAAUUUGAUAGUCAGUCAACAUUUUCUCACACCCUGAAGAAGAGAAGAGUUUAUUUUGCUUAAAUCUCCCACUUUUGUAUCUCAGUGCAGUCAGUUUGCUGACUUCAUUUCUUCAAGUAAAUAUGCAUGGAACUGUA
Molecule: messenger RNA, 2659 nt
Organism: Setaria italica (foxtail millet)
Lineage: Eukaryota; Viridiplantae; Streptophyta; Magnoliopsida; Poales; Poaceae
Exons: 6
Coding region: 576-2387 (603 amino acids)
Source: RefSeq, a predicted model, not a curated record